Oncorhynchus kisutch (coho salmon) is the source of this 6070-nucleotide messenger RNA. RefSeq names its product SHC-transforming protein 1-like. NCBI's taxonomy places the organism in Eukaryota, Metazoa, Chordata, Actinopteri, Salmoniformes, Salmonidae. The transcript has 12 exons. Gene Ontology annotation, cellular component: plasma membrane. Gene Ontology annotation, biological process: cell surface receptor protein tyrosine kinase signaling pathway; intracellular signal transduction. The record is from RefSeq and is a predicted model, not a curated record. The coding region runs from base 1143 to 2915 and encodes 590 amino acids. Gene Ontology annotation, molecular function: receptor tyrosine kinase binding.
CAAGGCCAUCCAGAGAGGACACGAGACCAUCUGGAGGAAGAGAGAGAGGGAGUGAGGAAAAGAGAGAGUGAAAGAGUACAGAGGAGGAAGAGUUAAAUUACUUAGGAGUAUUCUCCAGCAGCCUUGGAACCUGAAACAAAACUGCUCACAGGAGAGAAAGAGGGAUAAAGAGAGAGAGGAAUAAAAAGCAGGAGGGAUAGAGAUUUUCCCUGCCAGAAUUGGUGUCUGGCCAUAGAUCAGCAGGUCUUAACAGAACUUUGCUAUAUUAAGCUCUGCAGAUAAUCUUACUCUGUUGUAUCGACCCGUCACUGCUGUGUCUUGGCAGUGUGUGUGCGUAUCAGCACUGUGUGUGUGUGUCCCUUCUGAUCUACUCAUUGGCAGCUAAUAGGGUUUUUAUGGGCCCGUGUCAGGCAAGAGAGGCUAGUCAGCUACUGCCCCGACAGACACGCUGAAACGCGCACACACACACCACACACCACAGACUCACACACUGUGCCAUUUACAGGCAGAAGAGUAGGUUUCUACUCCAACACAUGCUAACACACACAGACACAUGAGGGUAGGCCUCUUGAUGCAGUAACUCAUACCACCUGAGUGUCUGUCAAUAGACAAUCACAUUCUGAGGUUGUAUGUGGAAUCUCCAUGGUGCUCAAAGAUGAACAACUGGACUUAAGUGCCAUGCUACAUUAGUUGACAUGCUGAUGUGCUCAAACAGCAUUUUUCAGAAAAUCCUUUUUGAUUCUGUCUAUUGGAAAGUGGCAUUCAUUUCUGUGGAUUGAAAGUGAUAACAUGUUGUAAGACUGACAGCGAAGACACCAAACAACUGAGUAUCACUCCAUCAGUGUGCUGGGUUAGACUCUUAGAGAGUGAUCCUUCAAUCGCUCCUCUUGCUGCUCUCCUCUUUCUUGUAGAUGGUGUUUCUUGCGCAGUGUCUGCCGCACUGCCUGACAAUGACGGGAGGAUAUAAAACAGGGUGGACAGAGAGACAACGGUCACCGAGAGGGAAAGAAAGACGAGCGAGUUUUUGAGCGGGAGACUGAUAAUACAGAGAAAGAGAGAAUGAACCACCGUUGUUGUUUAGACUGAAUCACACCAGAGUGUGUGGACUUGUUAGAGAAACACUGAAAUAACAUCUUAGAUCCAUGAUGGAGCUGGUCCCAAAAACUAAGUACACUCACUUCCGGAGUGAAUCUCUCAGUUCGAAUGACGAUACCAACUCCAACCCUUUGUCCCUCCCCCCUUCCACCCCCGCAACCCCCCUCACCCCUCCUGGGCUAACCUCCUCCCUCUCCUCCUCCUCUCUCACCCCCAUCCUCCCCCCUUCCUCCCCCCGCCGGGCUGAGAACAGCCCCACCACGCUCUGUUCCUUCUUCCCCAGGAUGGGAGCCCUUCGCCUGGGCGUCUCUGCUACUCUACUCCCAGGCCUCAAGGUCUCCAGCAGGCCUCAGCGGGCUCAAGCCCCCAUGGGGUCUUCAGGGGGUAACAGUUCCAGCUCUCCCACUCCUCACCCCCCUCCCUGUUUAACAGCCCCCUCUCCCCCCCAUCGCCCCCCUCUGCAGGAUAUGAACCGGCUGGGUGGGGCGUCCAGGAGGGCGCGGGUGGAGGGGGGGCAGCUGGGGGGAGAUGAGUGGACACGCCACGGCUCCUUCGUCAACAAGCCCACCAGAGGAUGGCUACACUCAGACCAUGUGGUCAGCACCACUGGGGUCGCCUACUCAGUACGGUAUAUGGGCUGUGUGGAGGUGCUACAGUCUAUGAGGGCGCUGGACUUCAACACCAGAACUCAGGUCACCAGAGAGGCUAUCUCAGUGGUGUGUGAGGCAGUGCCUGGAGCCAAAGGAGCCCAACGCAAGAGAAAGCCGUCGUCUCGCUGUAUGUCGUCCAUUCUGGGGAAACGUAACCUGCAGUUUGCUGGGAUGACCAUCAGCCUGACGGUCUCUACCAGCAGCCUCAACCUGCUGGCCUCCGACUGCAAACAGAUAAUUGCAAAUCAUCACAUGCAGUCCAUCUCUUUCGCUUCUGGAGGAGACCCAGACACAGCAGAGUAUGUAGCAUACGUGGCCAAAGACCCAGUCAACCAGAGAGCGUGUCAUAUCCUGGAGUGUUCGGAGGGCUUGGCCCAGGAAGUCAUCAGUACCAUAGGGCAGGCCUUCGAACUACGCUUCAAACAGUACCUGAAGAACCCCCCCAAACUAGUCACCCCCCAUGACAGGAUGGCUCCGUUUGACGGCUCAGCGUGGGAGGAAGAGGAAGAUGAGGGAGCACCGCCCCCUGCAGAUGUUCCGUACUAUAAUAACUUCCCCGGGAAACAACCUCCUCCUGGGGGACUGGUGGACAUGAGGGCCCGCCCUGGGGCUACGCUGCCCUAUGGACAGCCGGGUCAGAAUGAUAUUCACAAGCAGCCGCUUCCCCCUCUACCAAUGGGAGCAAAGGAGGGAGGGCGGGACCUGUGUGAUGACCCUUCAUACGUCAAUGUGGAUAAACCCCGCCCCACAACAGCUGCAGCCAAUGGCAAUGCUCACAGAGAUGCGUUCGACAUGAAGCCAUUUGAUGAUUCCCUGGGUGUAUCAGGUCUGGGGGUCUCAGCGGCGCCCCCUCUGGUGGAACAGCUGCAGUGCGAGGCCUGGUUCCACGGCAGCCUGAGUCGCAGGCAGGCUGAGAGACUGCUGACCCGUGACGGAGACUUCCUGGUCCGAGAGUCAGGCACCACCCCUGGACAGUACGUCCUCACUGGACAACAGGGGGGUCAGCCCAAACACCUACUACUGGUCGACCCAGAGGGAGUGGUACGUACCAAAGACCACCACUUUGAGAGUGUGAGCCACCUGAUCAGUUACCACAUGGACAACAGACUUCCCAUCGUAUCAGCAGGCAGUGAAGUGUGUCUGCAACAACCAGUGGAGCACAGGCCCUGAACACACACACACAUACAGCAAUGCAACACACACUCUCAGAAACACUACACACAUAAGCAGUGCUGCCAACAUUAAGGAAAGCCAAAAAAAACACCUCUAUCACUCUUUCUGCCAAAAUCAUUUGCUCUCUGCUUUUCCUCACACCCUUCUCUCCUCCUGGACGACUCACUGUUACCUCCGUGAUCCCUCCUUCUGUUCAUCCUUCCGUCAUCGAGGUCCACUCCCUCCAUCCCUCCAAAGAACGUGGGAGUAACACCUAGGAACACUUUAUUUUCCUUCUCAUCGGGACAGAAAUUAAUACAAUUUAGUAAAAAACUGAGCAUUAUUAAUUCAAUCAUGCCAUUGUAUCAUUUCUGAAUGAUUCUAUCAUAGUAAAGGAGGACUAUGCACCUUAGAGGGGAGGAGUGAAACGUAGAGAAAGGAAUGGAGGGAUGGGGGGAGAGGUCUUGAUCCAGACAUAGCAGAGGAAACAGUUUUUCUCACUGUCACAGAAGCACUCCAAAGACUUGUCUGAUGAUUGGACUCAUCAGAGAGCUCAGACAUGGACCCUCCAAUCAAAUAUCAGUGGAACACAGGAACAGCGAAUCAAAUAUCAGUGGAACACAUAAAUAACCAAUCAUGACUGAGAUCAGGCCUCCUGUUAAUAUGCAUAGACAUUUUUGUGUCCACACCAAUCAGGGCCCUCACUCACCCUCAAGCCAUUUCCAUUAAAAUACCUUUCAUCUUUGACCAUUGACCCCCUGAGUGAUACCUGGUGAUGUCACGGAGGACGUCUCUGUAUGCAAAAAGGGGGUUGCUAUGCCAACAACCAUUGUCUCCGUCUGUCCAAAUAUGGACAAGGUUUCUUUCUGGCCUCUGAAGGUGGAGUUUGAUAAAAGGAUGUGAUUCAUGCCCAUCUGACAUCCGCCUGUCUAUCUGCAUGGGACUGGUCUCCCUGUCUGUCUGCAUGGGACUGGUCUCCCUGUCUGUCUGCAUGGGACUGGUCUUACCUUUCUGUCCUGAUCAUGACAAAGAAAGUGGACUUGGUUGGACUGGGGCAGCAGAAACCAUGGAGAUGACUCCUACACCAACAUACAGUGUGCUAGUCUGUAUCUGUCAUGUGUACUUUCAUUGGGAGUAUAGUGUCUUUACAUAGAGAGGGAUGGAGAGAAGACUGGGAAGAGGCAGGAGGCCGGGGGGAGGUUCCACAUCUAGAGAUGUCAUCAGACCUAGACACGAUGUCAUCUGAAAGAGCUCACAACCAAUUCUACGACGAUGUCACAGUCAACCCAAAUGCUGCUGUCACAAUUUAAUCGGUGCUGUGUUGGAAUCGUAGUUCGUAUUAAUGCCAAUAUUUUCUUGCUUUUCAAUGGAAUUGUUGUUAAUAACUGUUUGCCUUGACAAUCUAUGGCCAUGUCUCUUGUCUGGACGGGUGGGGAGUGGAGAGGAUGGGGGGCAUACUGGAUGAAGUGUGUUUAAUGCCAAAAGCAUUCGUUCCAGAGCAUUCAAAGCAAUGAAUUUAUCUCCUCUCCAAAUGUGCUGCAACACUUGGUCAGGAGAUUAGCGUUUAGCGUUAGCAUUAGUGUGUGAUGUGUUUCUUCUCAGCUCACUGCAGGGAAAACUGGGAACGUUGGUCAGAGGUUGGACUUUGACGUGUUGUUUUCCUUGGAAUUAGUAGAGGGAGAGAACGUGGAGGAAUCAUCCUCUCCCUCCUUCUCUUCAUGAUAUGUUUUGUAUCUUUUACUCGUGCCUUGUUUCUUCGAUGCAGUCACCUCACUCCACUCCAGUCUGUCACCUAAUGUACUGUGCUUAUUGUACAGUCAGUUGAUGUACUUAAUCCAAAUGUAGUGGACCGUUGGAUCCUGUCACAUGGUCUCUCAGUCCAUCAAAGACUCUGCAAAAAGGACACUGACUCUCACCACCCAGGUCCAGUGAUGCCAAUCCGCUCCUCUAUUGCACAUUCAUUCUUACUUCCUGUUGUCACUUGUUGUUGUCACGGUUGUUUGAUGUCGCAGCUCUCACUGGAGGGAUUUCCACUCCACCUGUAAAUAACAUCAGAUCUGAUUGGUUGGUUUGAGUUCUUGGUUCUGAAAUGAAAGUCUUUAUUGUUUAGAUGUUAUUAAUAACAUGGGUGGGACAGAACCAGAUACUGUAUUUCACAUGUAAUACCCACAGAAUACUUUUCUCUCUGAAUCCAAUUCAUUUUGAUUCUAGCCAAUGAACCAUAUCCAGGUUUUUGAGGGAGGCUGAAACAAAACUGUAAACGUGGAAGUGAAGAGUAAACUGGGAUCUGCCACCUGCUGUACAAAAUAUUUCUGUCUCAUCAGUAGGGUUGCAAAAUCCUGUGGUUUUCCAGAAAUCUUGGUUGGAGGGAGGAUUCACGGAAUUCCUGUUUAUUCGCUCGUGUAAUUCUAGGAUUAUUUUAACCAGGAUUUCUGGAAAACCGGGGAAUUUGGGGAAAGUUAUCUGAAUUUUGCAACUCUAGUCAUGAGAAAGGGCUCUCUGAACCCGGACAGGUAAUUGUUUUCAUCUUUCUCAUCGUGCUUGUGUGUGUGUGUUGUGAGAGAGGAUGUGUGGAUGAUCAGAGUUUAUGAUUGGGAGUGUAGUUCUUACAUGGUGGCACUUGUGCUCUGUGUGUGAGGCCUUUGCUUCAUUCUGUCACAAACACACAGGAGGGACAGCUGUGUUAGUCACAGACUGUUUAAGUGACUAGGUCCUGGAUAGGCAACAAGAAUUAUACAAGCCCUAAGGUGUGUGUGUAAAAGGAAUCAUCUAUCCUCUACAUAAUUUGUGAAACAUUCUAGCGUUGUCAUUGUUCAUCACAGUUGCCUUUGUUGCAUGGAAAUCAUUUUUUAAAGUUUCUAUAUUGUUGUUUUGAUGUACUUUUUAAUUUGAGUUUUGAAAGCCAAAGGGUUAUUUUCAAUUAGCCUUCACAAAUAUUGAUUUAAUUUUUUACUUUUUACAGUUCUGUUGUAAUACUCUUGUUCUUUUGGGGGGGAAAUACAUCUGUUUACACCUGUAUCUGAAAUCACAGAUUGCAUAUAAAUGCAUAUUUCAUGAAUCUUUCUUGGUGAGUUUGGCUUUAAAAUGCAGUUUCUGGAUUUACUAUUUGGUCUCCUGUGAUGUGUUUUCUUAAAUGUUGAUUCAUAACUAUUAAAUAGAACAUAUCCCCUUUA